Pocillopora verrucosa is the source of this 1161-nucleotide messenger RNA. The record is from RefSeq and is a predicted model, not a curated record. NCBI's taxonomy places the organism in Eukaryota, Metazoa, Cnidaria, Anthozoa, Scleractinia, Pocilloporidae.
CAGGCUGGUGAGUGUUUUUCUUGUUAUGAAAUUCAUCCAGCCUGUUAAACAUGGCUCUAACAUCGUAUUUCCCGUUAUAUAGCUUUCAUUAUUGUCCUUUGUUGGUGUUACCUGGGGGUGAAAUUAAUUCAAAACUUAGGCGAAUAAUUAAGACGUUUGUUACCAUGUUGUGGGAACAAAAGCUUUGCCAAAAUUGAGCUUCGCUGGCUUGUAAUCAGAGAAUUCAAUCCGUCGUUUCGUGGAAAUUAACAGACACUUUCCUUCGCAAUUAACCACCCUUUGGUAAUGUUCGUGGUGCUUGUGAGUGUUGUCACAAUUAUGUCCGCUACAAGAGUAACUUUUAGUGCGAAAAGUCUCCAGUUAAAGAAUCAUUCUCUGGGCGAAGUCCAAGGAUGUUACAUUCACAAUCACACCUUGAGCGUUUGCUUCCAAAUUCGCAAAGGAUUUAUGAAAUUACUGAAGAUGAAUGGCGAUGAAAUUCUACAUUACAGGCAACUCACUCCUAAAAUGAUUCUUUACCAAGUCUUGGAUCAAGCAUUUGUUUGGUAUGACUCUUCCAUGACUCACGUCCCCAAUAAAGUUCGUAGAACUCCAGAGGCCUUAGCAGCCUUGGUCAGAAAGAAGGGAACACCUGUGCUCCAAACCGUACAGAACCUCUAUCGAGAGGCCAUGUGCGAGCUUCACAAUGUCCCGGAAGUCCAGCUACUGGAAAGACUUUCAGCAGCCCUAGCGGAUACUUCUACACAGUUGGAAACAAUGCAGCCAUUUUAUGCGCUCUGCCUGAAUGUUCUUAAAGCAUCGGACACAGAAAUUCAACCAGAGUUCAAGGCUGCGCAUGACUUGAACUUAGAUACUACUGGAAAGCGUAGCUGUCUGCGCCCGACGGAAAAUAACUGCCGAGGAAUGUGUGGCAAAGGAUGUUCGUGUUGGAGUUGGGUCUGCGGCGAUUGCUGCAGCCAUGAGGGUUGUUACGAGCAUGAUCUCUGUUGUAAGGAAAACCCAACAAGUCCACACUGCCUUUUCCCGUAUUUGUACGGUUUUACAUGCUCUAGAUUUGGAGGUUAUAGGGAUUGUUUGAAUUGGAGAUGGUGGGGAUAACGUGGAUCGAGAAGUGGACCAAAAGACAUUAAUGACACAAUGCUGGUGCAAUUAAAUGAUUAU